AUGGGAUCCUUAGAAGGUCAUGUCGUUCCCGGAUCAAUGUUCAUAAUUUUAUCCGUGUGGUGGUUUAUCGGUGAAGUCUUGCAGGACCGCUUAGGAAAUGGCAUCGCUGCUCGAGCAAAACCUGAACCUGGGAAACGUCAGUCAAAACUGAUCCAUCCGUUAUGGUAUCCAUGUCUCGGGCAUGGGAAACUUUCAAAAUUCCCCGUGGAGCCUGUAAUAAAAGUAGUUUUCGCCAUCCUUGGUGUAAUAGCCGAGCUUCCAGCCUCCAAAGCAACAGCCUUAUUUGACGAGAAGGGAGAAUUUGUACCCAGUCAUGUGGAUAAUUAUGCGCACACCGCUAUGUACUCCUUCUUUGGUCUGACUGGCGUCGUUGACCUUGUAAUGGUGUACAAAUUACUGCCUCUUCCACCAAAGUUUGACUACCUGGUCUUCUCGAUGGCCUUUUGGAUGGAAGGACUUUUGUUUUUCUUCCAUCUGCACGGACGAGACGAGCUCAAUGUUCGCCUGCACACAAUACUCUACAUUCUUAUUUUCGUGUCAGGUGCUGUAUUUUUCUUGGCGGCUAUUUCUGAUCAAUUCUUCCAAAUUACCGGUUUCUUAAAAGCUUAUUUGUUAAGCUUACAAGGCAGUUGGUUUUUCCAAAUCGGAUUUGUCCUUUUUGGGCCGAAUCCAUGGAAGAAUGUUCCUUCUAAUGUAGAGUUUGUUGGGAUCGCGUUUGCUCUUCAUGCCAUCAUUCUACUUGUGAUGCACCUGAGUGGACACAUAAUUUGCUACCAAUGCUUUGUAAAACAGAAAAAGAGCAAUGAAAAAUUUCUGGAAGAAAUGUACGAAGAAGCACUGAUGUUGGAAGAACCUUAG
This is a messenger RNA of Porites evermanni, 858 nucleotides long. The record is from the annotation of a GenBank genome assembly. NCBI's taxonomy places the organism in Eukaryota, Metazoa, Cnidaria, Anthozoa, Scleractinia, Poritidae.